AUGCCAGAAGAACAGCUUCUAGAACAACCCCCUGCACUUCUACCCGAGUUGGAAUUAUCGCGUGAUUCGGUCGGGCUCCGGGUCUACGAGAGACUAUCCAACUGGCUGACGAGGAUAGAGAGACCCAAGGAGGGAGUUCAUAGGAUUCAAUACACCUGCGGCUGCGGCGAGCCUAUGUUCGUUGAUGUUAAGGAGCUGCGGCCUGGCGGGAUCGAAAGGUUUCGCAAUGAGCUUAUGGCGCCGGUCGUUGGGCCGCAGGAGCGGGUACUGGUUGAAUCCGGAGGCGGGGAUCCUGGGCUGCCCAGAAUUCCUCAACGAGCCUACGUUGCGGCUAGUUCCAGCAGCAGUGAUGGGACUUCAAGCCUAAGCCUCGUCCCUGACGGAAUAGGUCUUAGCGGGCAGUCUGGAGAUUUCGAAAUAGAAAUUGAUGGGCUGCAAAGAGCUCAACCGGGCGACAGUGGUUCGGAGCCUCUGUUCCUAUUGCUCUGCAUUAACACUCGAAACCUUACCAAACUGCUCCACGUGGAUCUCAGUAUCUGCCCUGACAAAGUGAGGCCUGGGCUACCGCCUGUGGGGCAGGUUAAGGUGCAAAGGAACUACCUCUAUGAACCCUUCCCAACCGAUGUCGAAGUCCUCAGCAUACCUAAAUUCUCCCACCUCCUCAAGCCCGGCGCUCACCACUACGACUUCUGGCUGAAGACGAUCCCAAAGAAGCUGCGUACGGAGCUAGUGUACCGGCCGGCAGUCGUCGGAUGGGGCUUGAUGGUUCACGAGGACUGGGACUGGGUUAUCGUGCUCUCCAAUUUCCUCGCGCUGAUGAUCAUCUUCGGCAUCGGUGUUGUGGUCUACGCUGCCUUGUCGCACGACCCAUCGUCCGCAUUUGGCUUCGGGGCCUAUGGCAUGGCUGUAGUCACACUCUUGAUUACUAUCAAGUACUGGGCAUGGCAGGAGCGCGAAGUGUCGUGA
Molecule: messenger RNA, 966 nt
Organism: Scedosporium apiospermum
Lineage: Eukaryota; Fungi; Ascomycota; Sordariomycetes; Microascales; Microascaceae
Exons: 3
Coding region: 1-966 (321 amino acids)
Source: RefSeq, a predicted model, not a curated record